Zea mays is the source of this 1377-nucleotide messenger RNA. Its product is annotated as prolyl-tRNA synthetase associated domain-containing protein 1. NCBI's taxonomy places the organism in Eukaryota, Viridiplantae, Streptophyta, Magnoliopsida, Poales, Poaceae. The coding region runs from base 131 to 1060 and encodes 309 amino acids. The record is from RefSeq and is marked validated. Gene Ontology annotation, molecular function: aminoacyl-tRNA deacylase activity. The transcript has 12 exons.
AACACUAGCAGAGGAGAACCGUAGGAUUUGGCGGACGGGCGAUUGCACGCCCGUGACUUCGACCCCGACGUCCCUUCCCAACUCGUCCACCGCCGCCGCCCGCCGUCGCAAAACUCGCCAGCGGCCAGCCAUGGGGUACACGAAGGACCAGCUUCUCGCGCACCUCCAGAAGCUUAAGAUUGAUUUCACGUGCUACGAUCACCCGGUUGUGUUGACAGUGGAGGAACAGGCCAAACAUGUUGGCCAUUUAGGAGGUGCUUUGAGCAAAAAUUUACUCUUGAAGGACAAGAAGCAUCGGUUAUAUGUUAUUUCUGCCCUUGCUGGCACCAAAGUUGACAUGAAAAUUCUUUCCCAACGUCUUGGGUUGGGAAAAGGUGGUCUACGAAUGGCUCCUGAGGAAAAUCUUCUAGAAGUACUUCAGGUGCCCUUAGGGUGUGUUACUCCUUUUGCUUUAAUAAACGAGUCUGCGAGUGCUGUUUCACUUUUACUUGAUCAAGGUUUCAAGUCUAAACAGAGCUGCUACUUCCAUCCACUGACAAAUGAUGUGACAAUUGCUCUUAGCUCAAGUAAUCUGGACAAGUUUCUCAUCUCCAUUGGGAAGCAACCAGCAUAUGUGGACUUGGAGGCUGCACCAGCUGUGGGUAAGGAUAAUCCUCCUGAUCUAGCACAUUUGGUUCCAACUGGUGUGCCAAAUUCUUCAGAACAACCAGUUGAGAACACGGCACCUACUAAUGUUCUUAAAGAGACAGAAGUGAAGGCUAAACCCAAAGUUCAGAGCAAGGGUGCAGAAACAUCGAGCAAAGUAGAUAAACCUACUACCGAUACCAGUGUUGACAAAUUUGUAAAUGAUGUGUUCGAGAUCAUCUCCCCAUUGUUCUUGUCUGAGGCAUUGAAGAAAUUGGACAUUAAGAAGGAAGAUCUUUCUUUGAUCUUAGAAGGCCUCAGGGGACGGGCAGAUCCAGAUUUGAAGAGUAUAGCGAUGACUCUGAAGAAUGCAUCAUAUACCUCAGGGUUUCACGCUGGUUACAAAACCAUGCAGAAUCGUGGUCUAAACGGCUGACCCACUUAGGUCCCAGUCUCUCAAUUGCAUGGUUUGAUACAAGAAACAGGAAUCUGAUUUUACAUAUUUGUAUGCUGUUGAAUGAAGUCAACAUAUUAUGUUUGAUGCUCUCGUUCUAUCUAUGACGUAUGCUCUUUUUUUGUGUAUGUGUGGAUUUGCCUUUUUCUCUCUCUGAGAGAUCAAUGGGAAAUUUUCACCAUACCGUGCAGUGUUCCAUAGAAUAUGUAUUUACAAGAUUCUGCUACUCGCUCUACCAACAUCAGAGUUUCAGUGUAUCAGAUACAUCACAUAGAAAUGUCUUCGGCGCGUUCCAGAAA